UAUAUAAGGAGGAGAUAGGGAAGGUAGCAUGUGGCAUAGGCUUUAUUAAUUUUUGUUUUGUUUGGUUGAGCGCUGCGGUGUGGAGAAAGCGCGAAAGGGUGGUGGAGAUGGACAUAGACCAGUUGCCUAAGAACGCUGCUAACUACACUGCCUUAACGCCGUUGUGGUUUCUGGAAAGAGCAGCUACGGUGCAUCCUACCAGAAACUCCCUCAUCCAUGGAUCUCGUCGCUACACGUGGCAACAGACCUACCACCGUUGCCGUCGAUUCGCCUCUGCUCUUUCCAACUACUCCAUCGGACCAGGAAACACUGUAGCUGUUAUUGCACCCAAUAUUCCAGCUCUUUAUGAAGCUCAUUUUGGGAUUCCAAUGGCAGGGGCUGUCUUGAAUCCUGUUAAUAUUAGACUAAACGCAUCGACAGUAGCCUUUCUUCUUGGUCAUUGCUCAGCUGCAGCUGUAAUAGUUGAUCAAGAGUCCUUUUCUUUGGCAGAAGAAGCUUUGAAGAUAUGGUCUGAGAAAGCCAAAACCUUCAAGCCUCCACUUCUAGUAGUCAUUGGUGAUGAAAAUUGCGACCCUAAGUCACUUAACUAUGCUGUGGGCAAAGGAGCCAUUGAAUAUGAGGAUUUUCUUCAGGGUGGUGAUCCUGAAUAUGCAUGGAAACCCCCUGAGGAUGAGUGGCAGAGUAUUUCUUUGGGAUACACAUCUGGUACCACUGCUAGUCCGAAGGGUGUGGUAUUACAUCACCGUGGAGCCUAUCUCAUGUCUCUGAGUGGAGCUCUUAUUUGGGGAAUGACUGAAGGUGCUGUGUAUCUUUGGACACUCCCCAUGUUUCAUUGCAAUGGUUGGUGUUACACUUGGACACUUGCAGCUCUGUUUGGUACUAACAUAUGCCUUCGCCAGGUAACAGCGAAGGCAGUCUACGAAGCCAUUGCCAAGUAUAAAGUGACUCAUUUUUGUGCAGCACCAGUGGUUCUUAACACAAUAAUCAAUGCCCCACCUGAGGAAACCAUACUUCCUCUCCCGCAUGUUGUGCAUGUGAAUACAGCUGGGGCUGCUCCUCCUCCUUCUGUUCUUUUUGGAAUGUCUGAACGAGGAUUUCGUGUCACACACACUUAUGGUCUCUCUGAAACCUAUGGCCCCUCCGUCUAUUGUGCCUGGAAACCAGAAUGGCAUUCACUUCCUCCUGAACGCCAAGCCCAGCUCAAUGCAAGACAAGGGGUUAGGUACAUUGGCUUGGAAAACUUGGAAGUGGUGAACACAAAAACCAUGCAACCUGUUCCUGCUGAU
This is a messenger RNA of Vigna umbellata (rice bean), 1286 nucleotides long. It is a transcript of the gene AAE7, whose product is annotated as acyl-activating enzyme 7. The record is from RefSeq and is a predicted model, not a curated record. Lineage: Eukaryota; Viridiplantae; Streptophyta; Magnoliopsida; Fabales; Fabaceae.